AUGGCCGAGAUUCGUCGCAAGCUCGUCAUCGUGGGCGACGGUGCCUGCGGUAAGACCUGUCUGCUCAUUGUCUUCUCCAAGGGCACCUUCCCUGAGGUCUACGUCCCCACCGUCUUCGAGAACUACGUUGCCGAUGUCGAGGUGGAUGGCAAGCACGUCGAACUGGCUCUUUGGGAUACGGCUGGCCAGGAAGACUACGACCGUCUCCGUCCUCUGUCAUACCCCGAUUCGCAUGUCAUCCUGAUCUGUUUCGCCGUGGACUCGCCGGAUUCGCUCGACAACGUCCAGGAGAAGUGGAUUUCCGAGGUCCUUCACUUCUGCCAGGGUCUCCCCAUCAUCCUUGUUGGCUGCAAGAAGGAUCUGCGCCACGACCCCAAGACCAUCGAGGAGCUCACCAAGACCUCCCAGAAGCCCGUCACCCCCGAGCAGGUAUGCCAUCCCGCUCCAGUCUCCGUCCUCGAAGUUUGUCUAACGUGGUUUUUGCAGGGCGAGGAAGUCCGCAAGAAGAUCGGUGCCUACAAGUACCUGGAGUGUUCCGCCCGGACCAACGAGGGUGUCCGUGAGGUCUUCGAGUCCGCCACCCGCGCGGCCCUGCUGAAGGCCAAGAAGGGGGGAAAGAAGCGGACUCGGGAUGGGUGUCUGAUCUUGUAA
This is a messenger RNA of Penicillium riverlandense, 651 nucleotides long. It is a transcript of the gene rho1, whose product is annotated as Rho family GTPase RHO1. Lineage: Eukaryota; Fungi; Ascomycota; Eurotiomycetes; Eurotiales; Aspergillaceae. The transcript is spliced from 4 exons. Gene Ontology annotation, molecular function: GTP binding; GTPase activity. Gene Ontology annotation, biological process: small GTPase-mediated signal transduction. Bases 1 to 651 code for a protein of 216 amino acids. The record is from RefSeq and is a predicted model, not a curated record.